This is a messenger RNA of Boleophthalmus pectinirostris (great blue-spotted mudskipper), 953 nucleotides long. Its product is annotated as caspase-3-like. Gene Ontology annotation, biological process: proteolysis; positive regulation of apoptotic process; apoptotic process. The transcript has 9 exons. Gene Ontology annotation, cellular component: cytoplasm. Bases 69 to 953 code for a protein of 294 amino acids. The record is from RefSeq and is a predicted model, not a curated record. Lineage: Eukaryota; Metazoa; Chordata; Actinopteri; Gobiiformes; Gobiidae.
CCCUCCAAGUGCCCUAAAGGUUACACCGGUCAUCACCUUUGCACAACUCUUCACCACAACAAAGAAUCAUGGCAGAUACAGCUCAGCGCAGUGGAGACACAGUUGACGCAGCAAUAAUCCCGGCAGAUACACCACAGCGCAGUGGAGACACAGUUGACGCAGCGAUAAUCCCGGCAGACACAGCUGGAGCACAGAUUUCAAAGGAGAAUGAGGAGGAUAUGCACAGAUACAAGACGGACUUCCCCUGUGUGGGAAUCUGCGUCAUCUUCAACAACGAGAACUUCAAGAGAAGCACAGGAAUGGGGUGUAGACUUGGCACAGAUGUGGACGCAGCUGCCCUGGAGAAGACAUUUAAAGAAUUAGGAUACAAAGUCAUUAUGCACAAGGACCUCACUGAGUUAGAGAUGAAGCAGGAGAUGGUGAAAGUGGCUAAAGAGGACCACAGUCAAAACGCAUCCUUCGUUUGUGUCAUUUUGAGCCAUGGAAAAGAGGACAAGAUCUAUGGAACAGACGACUAUAUUGAACUGGACAAACUCACUAGAUGUUUUAAAGGAGACAGAUGCAAGAGCCUCAGAGAGAAACCCAAGCUCUUCUUUAUUCAGGCAUGUCGUGGAAUUAAGCGUGAUCCUGGAGUUGUGAGGCCAAACCAGGAUGGUGUGGAUGCUUUUUCAGUGAAUGAGCUAACAACAGUUCCAGUGGAGGCGGACUGUCUGUACGCCUACGCCACAGCGAAAGGAUACUACGCCUGGAGGAAUGACAGUGAGGGCUCCUGGUUCAUUCAGAGUCUGUGUGAGAUGAUCAAGAAAUACAGGGACCUGGAGCUGAUGCACAUUCUGACCAGAGUGAACAGAAGAGUGGCCUAUCACUUCCAAGCGUCUGUAGGCAACAACAAAGAAAUCCCCUGCAUCACGUCCCUGCUGACCAAAGAGUUCUACUUCCCAAAGUCAACAUAA